This is a messenger RNA of Gilbertella persicaria, 737 nucleotides long. RefSeq lists its product as uncharacterized. The record is from RefSeq and is a predicted model, not a curated record. The transcript has a single exon. NCBI's taxonomy places the organism in Eukaryota, Fungi, Mucoromycota, Mucoromycetes, Mucorales, Choanephoraceae. The coding region runs from base 95 to 727 and encodes 210 amino acids.
GCAUACUUCCCCUUUUUUGUGGGUCUUUCUUACAUGGUAUACAUAUUUGCUUAGCUUUUCUUCUUUUUUUUCUUCUUCUUUUUGUAUUCCAACUAUGACGUUAAAACAAAGCAAUGCUUGUGUAGAUAUAGAAGAUAGAAUUAAUGUGAUUGAAUUCUAUCACGAAGUUUUAUGGGAAAGUCAACAAGAUUAUAUUGACACUAUACAAACACAUAAUGAAAAAAGAGUGAGCUUUUCGUCAGAACCGCCAAAAGUAUACGAAUAUGAACCAGAACCAUCAGGUACAUUGUAUUUGUUUGAUUAUGAAAUCUACAAACAAACAAUACAACAGCAAGAAGAAGAGGAUGAAUCUACCUUAUUUGAUUUCUAUCAUGAUAAUUCUAGCUUUCAAUUUCCCAAACUCACAAGUCCUUCGCAUGAUUUUAGGCCUAUAGUGAACCAAGCAUUUCUUCAUCAUCGCAAUGAUUCGUUUAUUCAUUCACCUUUAGCCAGCCCAACAGUAUCAGAAGAAGAAAAAAGCUUAAAAGAACAUAGCAAGAAACCAAAGAAUUAUUAUCAGUUAUUUAAAAGAAAUACAAGACAAGACAACAAGACUGAACCUGGUAACAAUCAGACAUUGUUUAGACGUGUGCUUGUAAAAAUCAAAUUACCACCUAGAUUGAUGGUACAAAGAAAAUCAUCUUUCUUAUCCUUGCGCAAAAAGAUCUCUUCUUUUAUAGACUCAUAGAACAAUAAAG